This is a messenger RNA of Lachancea thermotolerans CBS 6340, 1587 nucleotides long. RefSeq names its product DNA-binding transcription repressor ASH1 (gene ASH1). The record is from RefSeq and is a predicted model, not a curated record. The transcript has a single exon. Bases 1 to 1587 code for a protein of 528 amino acids. Gene Ontology annotation, molecular function: zinc ion binding; sequence-specific DNA binding. Lineage: Eukaryota; Fungi; Ascomycota; Saccharomycetes; Saccharomycetales; Saccharomycetaceae. Gene Ontology annotation, biological process: regulation of DNA-templated transcription.
AUGUCCACAUUCUCUGCACCCAUGGUCCCCACCGUUUCUGCUGGUCCAGAAACCAACACCCGCAGAAAGAGAUCUUUCGACGACCUCCUGCUUCCCUCGCUGGGCUUCGACUCUUCUCAUGUUUACAACCACGAGAGCGCCUACCUGUUUCAACCGGUCGCGCUUGACCGCCAUAACAAGCGCGCGCGCACAGCGCCUGCGUCUCCCACCGGCGUGGGUUCAUUAACUCCCCACACGUCUCCCCUUCUUAAUAAGGGCACCAUCAACCCGAUUUCGCUCCCUCCUGUCCCUUCCGUCCUCAACCUUGCUCAGAGCGGUGCCCCCACCACGUUGCGCGAAAGCUUGUCGAACCCCGAGUACAUUCCUUCAACGCCAACGCUGAGCCGUGUAGCUCAUCGCGAUUCGUUUAUCAAGCCCUCGCAAAAAGGGCCCCUGCCCUCACUUAGACACCUUCGCCUUCUUCCCCACCCUAAGGUUCAAGAGCACGCCUACCGUUUCCCUGAUACCUCUGAAAACACGCCGAUAUGGAGGGAAAGUUUGAUGAACUGGUGCAAGAGCGAGAAUUAUCAAGACUAUCAGCAAAUCGCAAAAGAAGUGCAGCGCUGCGUUUAUUCCGACUCUGCGCCGGGGCUGAACAUUUUGGCCAACGUUGCUACCAUAACCCAGAAGAUUCCCUCGAUUUUGAAUCCUGUUGACCAGUUUCACGACCUCUCCGACUCGGCGUCCACAGAUGGUGUGGUUACGCCACCAAUGAGUCCCCGCAACGCAACAGCGGCUGGACGCAGCGGUCCACUCACAUUUACGCCCACCUUGAGCGAGAAACUCGUGCAGACCAUAAGGCAAAAACGAGCGGGCUCGCAUAGGAAGACUAACAGUUUCAAAGCCCGAGAAAUGAAAAAGUUGCUGAACAACAGGGAUGUUCUGUCUAUAGACUCAAAGGGAAAGGUUGAAAAGCCUGCACGCAAGCGCAAGACGAGCUCUCCUUCCUCUCCCCAACAGCUGGUGAUGAAAAUCAGCACUUUGUCGCCUCUCAGAACCCCACUCAGUGGAACCGCUCUUCCCAAGGGUCCUGCUAUGGGAGCCACUCCCCCCACAAGCAGAAACUCUAUUACCAGGACACCGCAGCGGUCUGUCUCACCUGUUCGCGCUGUCUCGCCUCCACGAACCCACGUAUUUGUACUAAACGAGCCAAGAACUCCGCCCAUGAGUUCCCAUACGGUGGCAAGUUCAGGCAGGAGUGGCGGCAGCCCACGGUCUGAAGCAUGUCAGACCAAAAAAACAACCUCUCCCAAACGCACCUCGAACCGGACUUGUAUAUCUUGUCUGUCCAGCGACUCCCCAUGUUGGAGGCCCUCUUGGACUAACAAGAAACAGGAUCAAUUGUGCAACUCUUGCGGUCUACGAUACAAAAAGACGCAGACAAGAUGCCUCAAUGAGACCUGCCGCAAAAUCCCAUCGAAAGGUGAACUUGCUAUAAUGAAAGCAAAUGGAAAAAUCACAAGGACCAAUAGCGACGGUACGCUUACGGAGGGCUUGGGAUGUCUAUUUUGCAAUAGCAUGGUCGAGAUUAGGGAGAAACCCUCAUGA